Messenger RNA from Bufo gargarizans (Asiatic toad), 7943 nucleotides. RefSeq names its product oxysterol binding protein like 3 (gene OSBPL3). Lineage: Eukaryota; Metazoa; Chordata; Amphibia; Anura; Bufonidae. The transcript has 24 exons. Gene Ontology annotation, cellular component: intracellular membrane-bounded organelle; perinuclear endoplasmic reticulum; plasma membrane. Gene Ontology annotation, molecular function: cholesterol binding. The record is from RefSeq and is a predicted model, not a curated record. The coding region runs from base 445 to 3081 and encodes 878 amino acids.
CCCCCGGGAAGGGAAGAAGUUCAAUGUGCAGCGGACCGGGGAAGUGUGCGCACGAAGUGCGGGAGCUGCGUGCCGUUCAGUGACAGCUCCGUGUGCCGUCCGUGUCCCAGGGAUGAGGAGCCUCCAUCUGCUCUAACUCGGCAGCUGAGAAAGGCGAUUAGGUGACCCCGGCUGACAGACAGGUGGAACUGAAGAAGUUACUGCCAUCGUGUCACAGGACUGGGACGUCACGUGAGGAUUGUUGCCCUCCUCUGUGUAAUGCCACCGCUGGUCUCGCUGCUGGUGACGUUGAACUACUUGUUUUCUUCUGGAGCUGAAGGAAUGUGCGCACCCCAAACAGAAGAUGAAUAAGCAAUUGUGUUCAUCCGGUGUUCCCCAGCCUAUGUAUAAGAACAUUACCGGCAGUCUCUGUUACGCUUCCUGAGUCAAGAACGGAAUAUUAAUAUGGGGGAAGAAAGGAACCUCGGGGUGUCGCAGAAGAUGUUGUCUCCAUCUCGGAGUACCAGCAGUUGCUCCUCAAAGUUGGGAAGUCGCCAGGAUAGCUGGGAAAUUGUCGAAGGCCUCCGCGGUAGCACAAGCUGUAUGCAGGAGCCACAAAAAAAGGAGGGAUUUUUGCUUAAGAAACGAAAAUGGCCUCUGAAAGGCUGGCACAAGAGGUACUUCUAUGUGGACAAAGGGAUUUUGAAGUAUGCCAAGGGUCCGACUGAUAUGGAGAAAGGUAAACUACACGGCUGCAUUGAUGUUGGACUUUCUGUGAUGUCGGUGAAGAAAUCAACUAAGUGCAUUGAUCUGGAUACAGAAGAACAUAUAUACCACCUCAAGGUAAAACCUCCAGAGGUUUUUGAGGACUGGAUACUGAAGCUCCGUGACCAUCGUCUUUACCGUCAGAAUGAAAUUUCCGUGUUUCCACAUGAUCUAAAUACUCAGUUUUUCCCACUUCUCUCAACCACAGAAUCCGCUUCCAGUUUUGAUCCCAUCAGCACUCCACAAGAAACGCCAUUCAUCAGGCAGAACUCACUGAAGCUGGCAGGCGGCCUGAACUUUUCCUGCUUAAAUAAUGACGGCAAAGUCCCAGCCUGGCUCCAGUCUAAUGACGAUAUGGAUAAAUGUGCUAAAGACCUGUCACAGUGUCACAGCUAUCUGGUGGAAAUGAGUCAAGUUCUACAGAACAUGGAGGUUCUUCAUAGGACAUAUUCUGCACCUGCAAUAAACGCCAUCCAGGCUGGUGCUUUUGAAAGCCCCAAGAAAGAGAAAGGAAUACACCGGAAGAAGUGGAGAACAAAAGGCUCCAACAAAGAUGCAAAAGGCUCCUUACAGGUGCCACAAACCUUUGCCGGGAAUGUAAGAUUGCAUGCUUCCAACCCAAACCUCUCCACCAUAGAUUACACAGAGGAGAAACAAUACUCCAGCGGACCGGACAGCUCAGAGUUCUCCAAGAUGCAUGACGAUUUGUGUCAUAUUGCACACAAAGCUUAUUUCACGUUAAAGUCUGCAUACAGCGCAGUGUUCACCGAGCGAGAGAAGCUUAAGCGGCUAUUAGAGCAAGACUCUUCCCCGACCCCUCAAAUUAUGGGUUUGAAGAAUGCCUUAGCAGCAGCUGUAAAACAAAAUGCUGAACUUAAAGAACGCUUACACAGAGUACAUGCUGAUUCUUUGCUUCAUGAUUCAGCCCCUGUUGCAAAAUGCAGUCCAAUAAAGGAGAGGCCGUGUGACGAGAAAAGGCCCUUGGUUCAUCAGAUCUCCACUGAAAGCCGCCGGUCUAUCACAGAUUCCCUUACAGAGUUCUUUGAUGCUCAGGAAGUUCUACUGUCUUCGAGCUCAUCUGAAAAUGAGGUAUCAGAUGAUGACUCGUAUAUAAGUGACAACAUAUCAGAGGACAAUCUAAGCAAUGACAUUGACAAUGAAAGACAAUCUCUAGAUGGGACUUGUGUAGUAGAUGGUUUCCCAAAGCACAGAACGUGUCUUCCAGCUCCUUGUCCGAACACAAGUAAUAUCAGCUUAUGGAACAUUCUUAGGAACAAUAUUGGGAAGGACCUAUCCAAGGUGUCCAUGCCCGUGCAGCUGAACGAGCCACUCAACACUCUGCAGCGAUUAUGUGAAGAACUUGAGUACAGUGAACUUCUCGACAAAGCAGCAGAGACUCAGGACCCAUUUGAAAGAAUGGUUUACGUUGCCACAUUUGCAGUAUCGACAUAUGCGCCCAGUUUCUACAGGGCUGGUAGCAAGCCAUUUAACCCUGUGCUCGGAGAAACCUAUGAAUGCGCAAAUGAAGACAAAGGAUUCCGGUUUAUCGCCGAGCAGGUGAGUCAUCACCCGCCCGUAUCUGCCUGUCAUGCCGAAUCUGACAAAUUUGUGCUAUACCAAGAUAUUCGGUGGAAAAAUAAAUUUUGGGGUAAAUCUAUGGAAAUAGUCCCAAUUGGCACAACGCAUUUGAUUCUUCCAGGUUUUGAGGACCAUUAUGAGUGGAACAAGGUGACCUCCUGCAUCCACAACAUUUUAAGUGGCCAGAGGUGGAUAGAACAUUACGGAGAAAUAAUCAUCAAGAACACCAAAAAUAGGAACUGUCACUGCAAAGUCAACUUUAUAAAGGCAAAGUAUUGGAAUCCAAAUGUGCAUGAAAUUGAAGGAUCAGUGAUGGACGGGAAUAGUAAAGUUGUAUAUCGACUGUUUGGCAAGUGGCAUGAGAGUCUAUUCUAUGGAUCACCGUCUUCACCGAUCUGCAUCUGGCGGACAAACCCGAUGCCCAAGGACCAUGAGCUGUACUAUGGAUUUACAAAGUUUGCACUACAGUUAAAUGAAUUAGAGCCAAAGACAAAACCGCUGCUACCUUCAACUGACACCAGGGUCAGACCAGACCAAAGAUUGCUUGAAGAAGGGAAUGUGGAGGGAGCAGAAGCUCAAAAACAGAGGAUAGAGCAGCAGCAGAGGGAGAGGAGAAGAGUUUUGGAAGAAAACAAUCUGGAGCACCAGCCUCGGUUCUUCAGAAAGUCCAGUGAUGAAUCAUGGGUGACGAAUGGCAUGUACUGGCAGCUACGAAAAGAUCCAGGAUUUGCUAAACUAGACUGCCCCAUAUUGUGGUGAUGACAAAACCAAGCAAUUUUCUAUACGACUUCUCUUUAGAAUCAGGCUGGAACAGAUGCACGUUUCAGUAUAUUUAUUAAAAGAUGAUGCUGGAAUUUCCUCUUGUAAAGCCAGUCUGUCCGUCAUCCGAUAUCUGUCCACGUGUAGGGAAUUACAGCAAAUGGAAUAUCUUCUUAUUCUUUCAUGUUAUAAAAAAAAAAAAAAGAUUGUCUCUGCUUUGCGAGCAUCAUGACAUUUAUCUGUAAAUGCCACCUCCAUGGUGCAGUCCAGUAUACAGCACCUGCUCUGCUGCCAUUAUAUAGCUACACGGGCAUCACAUGCACCAUAAAAUACAUUAACUACAGUGGAUUGUGUUGAAGACCUGUCAUCUCUCCAGACAUGUCAGUUUUAGUAAAUAAUUGUAUUCCACAUGGUAUGACACUUCUGCAGCUUCUAUUCUUAUGACUUCAUGCUGUGCUAUUCCUAUAUUAUUCCCACUAGAAGUGUAUUUGUGUACAAUUGGGUGUUCCUGCACAGCCUGACACUGGCAGUACUGAUUGGACAGUGGUAAUAGCCGUUUGUAUAUGUAUUUAUAAAAUCCUAGUAGGAAUAGUAGAGGUGUUGCGGGACAUAGUCGGGAGAAAAUAUGCUGCAGAAUUGUUUUUACAUAGGGAAUGCAAGUAGUUACUAAGACCUGUCAGGAGAAGUGAGAGGCACAGUCACCAUCAAAUGCAGUGCAAUCUGCAGGCAGCAUGUUAUAGACCAGGAGGAGCUGAGCAGAUCGAUGCCGUAUAUAGUUUUAUAGCUCUUUCUGACUUCAGUUGUACAUGAGGGAGGUGUUCAUCAGUGACUGAUAGCAUUCUUUGUGUAAGUGUGUAUAUAUAGAUAGCUGUAGGUCACUGAUGGCUGUACACAGGGGUGGCUUAAGUUCAGAAAAAUCAAAGAUGUAAUUUUAUACAUUUCCGGUAAAUUUAAAUCCUUGCACUUUGAUUUUAGUUGUACACAGGGGGAGGUGUUAUCAGUGAUUGAUAGCAUUCUCUGUGUAAGUGUAUAUACAGAGAUAGCUGUCAGUCACUGAUGGCUGUACACAGGGGGAGAGACUAAAGUUCAGAAAAAUCUGAGAUAUAAAUGUAUAAAUUACAAGUGUAGCUGAAUCUUUUCCCACAAAACUGUAUAUCAAUCUGCUCAGCUCCUCCUGCUCUAUAACAGGCUGCCUCAGAUUGCAUUUCAUUUUGUGUAUGUCUAACCAAAGAGUUGAUAUUAGCCUCCAUCUAUUUACCAAGCCACUAAAAGGCAUGGAAGUAACUUCUCCGGCAUGUAACAUCUGUACUUUGUCUCAGCAAAUGGAAUGAAUCGGUCUGUAGUAAUAUAAACUAGGUUAAAUCCGAUUCUUUACUGGAGCUAACAGCUUCCUUUGCACUUAAAGCCAUUAGCCACAGGAAAUGAUGAGCGCCCUGACAUGGCGUGUUUAUUGAGGAAUCCAUAAACCCGUUAUGUCACUGACUCUUAAGCACUUUACACGAAUCCAAAGUGAAGGGAAGUGAGAACGGAGGCCCGGCCGAUACAUUGCAAUAUAAUAUAGAGCCAGCUCCUGGAAAGGUCAGCAUAAAUUGGAUUAAUGAUCAGAACUGAGCACAGAUAAAAUGGCCACAAAUGUCUACAUUUACAGGAUUAAUACCCCCCCCCCGGUGGUGAACUCACUAAUCAAUAUCAUUUUGUUAGGGCAGAAACAAAUGUCAGCCUCCCUCUUUAGGAAGUAUUACAUUUUUUGGAAAACGCAUUUAAAUUACACGUUUUAGAUGCUUUCCUCUUCUCAUUACGGCUCUUAUAUCUAAAGCCGUCAUAGACGGGGAAUCUUCACAGACUCUCCCCCAACAGCCAGGGUCAGAAAACGGAGCAUGCCGGAAUUUAACUGGCCAAAUGCAAUAGUUUUUUUAAAAUAAAGGGCAUAGAUGUGGGGGCGACACCUGCUUAUCCCCAGAUAGAGCUAUCGUAUACUUGAGGGGUCCGUCCACUACUGUGGAUUUUGUCGCAAAUCCAUAGUGUAUUUCUGCCUGGAUUUAUUUCCCGUAGCGUCAGAAGAUUUGCUGCUGCUGUAAUAUGCCGUAUACUUUCAUCCUGCGAAUCCAGAUGGAAAAUCAUCAGCGUGUCCACCAUGUGUGAACAGCCCUUUUAUAGUAAAGUCGGGAAACGAUGGUUUCAGCAUCAGUUGGUGUGAUGUAUGUCUGGAUAUAUAGCUGUGCCGCCCAUGAAAGACUGGAUAUAGGGAGUCAACAAGGGGCAGAAAAACGGCCUGCGCUAGAAUGCAACAUUUAAAGGGGUUGUCAUCUUGCCGAUACUUAGGUGAGAUGAGACACAGUUCUGACCACUUCCAGGCUGGGAAACAGCUGAGCGCUCCAAUGCAGAGCGCUCUGCUGUUUCCUGGCCUCGAGAUGGUCGGAACGGUGUCUCAUCUCGCCUUGGUAUCAGCGAGAUGAGACAACCCCUUUAAGGGUGUUUUGUAGGAGCAUUUUCUCUCCAGUCCAUUUGCCCUCUAACUACACAAUUUUUGGACCAUAGCAAAAUUUGAAACAUCCAAAGUCGAUUCGCAGUAUUAGAAUGUAUUGGCUCUGAUGAGCUGAAGUUAUCGCUUCGCGAAGUCUCGCGAGACUUCGUGUAAUAACUUCAGAAAUUUAUUUGUACUGUAAAAAAAAAACAUUUCCCGAACUCUGGUUCGGUUCCAAGGUACCACUGGUACUUUCUAUCAGUCCCAUCUAAUUCCAUCUAUUUCAGCCGCAUUAGGAUGGUAUUUUUAAGAACAGGAAACAGUCUCCGGGAAAUGUGUCUAUUCUGCUGCGUGUGCUCGUGUCUGUCACUACCAAUUUUGGGUAAUUUUUACAGAUUUGAAAAUGCUAGCUGGGAUCCAGGAUGGACGGUGGAUCCCCAGUUUACUUUCUCUUGCAUUUUACUGAUGCAGAUGAAGGAAGCCCUAUGACACAACCGUAUCCAUUUUGCAGACCGCAAAUUACGGCUCUGCAGAAUACGGAUGCGAUCCAUGUGCAUCUCGCAAUUUUCACGGGACCCACCAUAGAAAAGCAUAUUCUUGUCCACAAAAUGGACAAGAAUAGGACAGGUUCUAGAAGUUGUGGCUCAGCCAGACGGAUGUGGACAGGACAGGGAUAACAUCUGUGUACUGUCUAUUUUAUUUCAUUUUUUUGUGGAACCAUAGAAAUGAAUGCGUACAAAAUGCGGAUUGUAUAUGGACCAAAAAUACGGUCGUGUGCAUGAGACCUUAGGGGAACUGACACUAUACAUUGGGGCUAAUUUACUGAUCCUGGCGGUGACUGAUGCUGCAUGAUACAUCUGGCGCAUAUUUAGAUGAUCUCGUCUAACUUCACACCAGCUGAUAGUUGGCUUAGUAUUAACUCAUUCGUAACUGACCACUCCCCUUUCUGCUAAGCCACACCCACUUGUAUCCAAAAAAGCCUCUCUAAGUGUGUUAAACACCUAAUAAAUGUACUGCAAAGUAUGUACGCCUGUUUUUUUUGGCCACAAAAUGUCCCCUUUUGUCUCUGCUGAAGUUUACAAUUGUGAGACACCACCUAAUACCAUUUAAUUUUAAUCUAAAGUUCUGUGCUAAUUAAUUUAUUAUUGUACAUUUUUUCUGAUAUGGAAAUAUGCAAUGCAGUAAGUUCCUGGGGGAUGGAUGCAGGCAGAAUGUUAUAGAACUCUAUAGAUGUGAGAGAAACCGGUGGUUUGGAUAAGGUAUGGGAAAAACAGACCUUUUAAGGGCUCUUUUAAACAAGCGAGUUUUCAGUGAACGCAUAGCAUCCAGUAUUCUGACCCAUUCAUUUCAAUGGAUCUGUGUACAUGAGCAUCGUCUUUCACGUAUCAUCUCCGCGUUAAGGAAAAAUCUCAGCAUGUUCUAUAUUGCGUGUUUUUCUUUUCACACAGCUCUAGCUCCAUAGAAGUGAAUGAGUUCUGUGUUAAAAACGGAAGGCAUCUGGCUGUAAUGCGCUCUCACUGAUGGUGGCUAGCAGAUAUAGAUUGUUGUUCCGUUUUUAACUGAAGCCCCAUUCACUUCUAUGGGGCCAGGGCUGCGUGAAAAACGCAGAAUAUAGAACAUUCUCACGCAAUGCAGAACUGAUGCGUUAAAAAAAUCGCCCGUGUACACAGACCCCUUAAAAUGAUUAGGUCAGGAUUCAGUACGGGUGCUAUGCGUUCACGUCACUCAUCGCACCCGCGAUAAAAAAUCUGCAUCUGAAAUUGACCUGCAGCACAAAUUUUAAAUCUGCAGCAUGUCCAUUUAUACUACAGAUUUCCACAGCAGAUUUUUCCAAUCCAAGGAAAUUCUGCAGCCAAAAUUCGUAAUACGCGUGCAACAGAAAUUCCGCUGUAGGAAAUAAACCCCUUGUGGCCGUAGCCUAAAGGAACACUAAACCUAGAUAUGAAUGAUAAACGUAAACGAGAAAUCGAGUUGUCCUCAGUGUCUGUCAUUCUGCAGCAUUUUCUGCAAGAUCCUGAAAAAAAGAUCUAUUCUACUGGAGACAGGGUACACCGAGGGGCUGCUGCGCCAGCCGGUCAGGACUGUGAGAAUGAAAAUGGGUAACAUGGUGGAACGCUUGUGUUGGGAUAUUAUAUAUAUAUAUAUAUAUAUAUAUAUAUAUAUAUAUAUAUAUAUAUAUAUAUAUAUAUUUUUUUUUUUUUUUGUGUGUGCAUUUUCUGUGUUAAUGUUAACGCUGACCAAACAUAUGGAACCUGUCACCAUAAAAUGCAGUGCAUUCUGCAGCAUGUAACGGAGCAGAAGAAGCUGAACGGAUUUACAUAUUGUUUCAUGGUAAAAUGUUCAUUAAAACUUUAUUUAUUAAAAUCUCUGCUCCUUCUGAGUUUGUCAUGUGGAUAGU